UUUUGACAAAAGUCUAAAUGACCCUUUACCAACUACUAAAAAAGCCAGACACAAAAGCUAGCCUGUAGCUAGCUGAGUAUGCCUCUAGUAAGCAGUAUUAUUCUUCCCCAUGGAGCCAUGACACUUGAUGGAGGAGCUGCAGCUGGUUGUUCAGCAGCUGCUGUAGAUCGUCUCCACAAUCUCCCAGAAACUCUCAAAGAAGAUUGUCAGACGUUGUUCAAAGCUUGUCAUGAAGCCGCUGAGAUAGCGAAGACAACAAAGCCAGAUGUGAUUUUCUUGAACACCCCACAUGGAAUAUGUUUGUCGAACUCCCAUGCCGUGUACAUCAACACAAAAGCUAAAGGAAACGCUGAGUGGAACAAACAAUGGACCGAAUACGAUGUAUUUGUGGACUUAGACGUGGAAUUGGCAAAAUCCUUUGCAGCUCACCUUAUACAAGAUGCCAUCCCUGCUGAAGAAAUGAAAGCUUUCUCUUCUUGUGAAGCACCACUCCGGUGGGGAGAAGUUAUUCCCCUCUGGUUCGUUAGAGACCUCACUGCAUCUGGUGUGAAGGUGGUCAUAUUCAGUAACCCUCUCUCAAGAUCAAGACAGUUUUCACUUACUGACAUCACCAAAGUAGGUGACUCAAUUGCAAAGUUUUUCGAUCGCCUUGAACAACGGGUGUUGUACAUUGUGAGUGGUGAUCUAGCACACAGUCACCAAACUGAGUGUACCAUGCCUCUGUACCUUGCUGACCCUCGAUGGAACAUGCCUACGUCUGACACAGCUCUACCUUUCGAUAUUUGUGUUGAGAAUUGGGUGAAGGGGAUUCCGUAUUCUCCUGAAAGCAAGAAAAGACAAACCAAAACAAAGGAGAAGCAUUCAAGCUCGUGGGACUCUGCCGCAUGCAGCAAUGCUCAAAAGUGGAUUUCCGAAGCAGUUGAUUUGAAGCAAGAAGCUCUAUCAUGUGGAAUUUACGGAUUUUGUCUUCUUCAAGGAAUACUCGCUAAUGGAUUAAAGAAGAGAAACAAUUUUACUGCUCAUCUUCUGUGCAGACUAGCCCCAACGUACUAUGGAAUGGCUGCAGCAGUUUUUUUGUAGAUUUUGGAACUCAAUAUUUUACUGAAUCCCCCACAAGUCAUUAUUACUUUAUUAUCAUUAUUACUUUAUUAAUAA
Molecule: messenger RNA, 1155 nt
Organism: Halichondria panicea
Lineage: Eukaryota; Metazoa; Porifera; Demospongiae; Suberitida; Halichondriidae
Exons: 1
Coding region: 79-1080 (333 amino acids)
Molecular function (GO): ferrous iron binding; oxidoreductase activity
Source: RefSeq, a predicted model, not a curated record